AUGGCCCCACGACCAAUCCCCCACUCUAUUCUCUCUUCUUCGGCUACCCUUAUCCGUCCCCACCCUAUCCAAAAAGUCCAUCUCGAGACUUCUGUCGAUAAGGUCGCCAAGUAUUCAAAAGUUCUGAAACAAUCCAACUGUAGACAUGCUGUUAGUCAUGCUCUUCUCAGACUCGCCCAACUGGACUGUCCUAUGAGAGUGUUCGAGACAUGCAAGAGCGAAAAGAGACUGCAGAGAUUCGAAGGAAAUGUUGUGUGGACAAUGAGGUCUAGCGGGCGUCGGAGGACCCACCCAUUUCCGGGGAAUUAUGAGAGAAUGUCUGUUUUGUGCGCGGUCAAUAUUCUGAAGCGAAAAUUCGAGGAGCUCCGUCGUAAAGAAGAAGCCGAGAAGACAGGAAAGAAAGCAGCUAAGUUGGAGUUGAAGGAGGAGGAGUACGAGCCGGAGUUCUCAGGAUCAAUGGGACUGAAGUCUACAAUUAUGGAGAAGUAUGCGGAAUACAAACCAACACCCAUUCGUAAAUUUAUAAAAUUCAACCGAUAA
Molecule: messenger RNA, 540 nt
Organism: Caenorhabditis remanei
Lineage: Eukaryota; Metazoa; Nematoda; Chromadorea; Rhabditida; Rhabditidae
Exons: 2
Coding region: 1-540 (179 amino acids)
Source: RefSeq, a predicted model, not a curated record